Messenger RNA from Anastrepha ludens (Mexican fruit fly), 5662 nucleotides. It is a transcript of the gene FER, whose product is annotated as tyrosine-protein kinase Fer. Bases 355 to 4446 code for a protein of 1363 amino acids. The record is from RefSeq and is a predicted model, not a curated record. NCBI's taxonomy places the organism in Eukaryota, Metazoa, Arthropoda, Insecta, Diptera, Tephritidae. The transcript has 15 exons. Gene Ontology annotation, molecular function: ATP binding; non-membrane spanning protein tyrosine kinase activity. Gene Ontology annotation, biological process: peptidyl-tyrosine phosphorylation.
UGUACGUGUGCAGUUCGAAAGUACGGCCGGCCAAUUUAUGGAUUUAUUUUUUUUUUUAAGUGAAAUUAAAAUUUGAAAUCAAAUUGUGAGCAAACGAAAUAAAAAGUCGUAAUUGGUACUCGUAACUAAAUGUGUUUAAAUAUUGGAAUAGUAAAAAUUUUUAAACAAAUCAAUACAAAAAUUGUGUCAAACACUAAACUCAUACAUUGUAAUUUUAAUGAAAAGAAGUGCAACUUAAUAAUAUAAGUUUAAAGAAGAAAAAAAUCGUUCAAGAAAACAUAAAAAAGAAAUAUCAAAACAAAAAUUAGUCGAAAAAGUAAACAAAAACCACUGCUACAAUACAAGAACAAAAAUAUGGGGUUUUCAUCGGCCCUACAGGGCCGUGCCGCGCACGAGGCAUUAAUCGUGCGCCAAGAUGCCGAACUGCGCCUUAUGGAGACCAUGAAACGGUCCAUUCAAUUAAAAGCCAAGAGUGAUCGGGAAUAUGCGAUCGGGUUGGCUGCGGUUGCACAACAGGGCUUGAAAAUCGAUCGCGCCGAUGAAAUGCAAGGCAGCCUGAUAACGAAAGCCUGGCGCUCCUACAUGGACGAAUUGGAUCAUCAAGCGAAACAAUUCAAAAGCAAUGCAGAACUACUUGAAGUCGUCUGCGAAAAGCUGACACAUUUAUCACAGGAUAAACGUAAAGCACGCAAAGCUUACCAGGAGGAGCAUGCCAAGAUCGCAGCGCGCCUCAAUCAUCUCACAGAUGAAGUGGUUCGUAAGAAAGCCGAAUAUCAAAAACAUUUAGAAGGUUACAAGGCAUUGCGUACACGUUUUGAGGAACACUACAUCAAAUCCGGUCGUGGUGGUCGAAAGUUGGACGAUGUACGCGAUAAAUAUCAAAAAGCCUGCCGCAAAUUACAUCUCACCCACAACGAAUAUGUGCUCUCCAUCACCGAGGCCGUUGAGGUGGAGAAGGAUUUUCGCACAGUAUUGCUGCCAGGACUACUGGAGCAUCAACAAUCUGUGCAAGAGAGUUUCAUAUUGCUCUGGAAGAAUAUACUGCAAGAGAUAAGCCAACAUGGCGAUCUCACGUCCGACAAAUUUAAAGAGAUACAGAAGCGCAUCGACAAUGUGAUAAACAGCAUAAAUCCCAGUGAGGAGUAUCGGGAAUUCACCGAGAAACACAAAACUUCCCCCACCACACCGUUAGUAUUCCAAUUUGACAAUUCACUCAUCGAGGAUAUACCUGGCAAACUGCAAUCAAACACUCUUACAGUUGAUAAUCUCACAGUCGAUUGGCUGCGUUCACGUAUCAUUGACUUGGAAAUGUCCGUGAAGGAUUGCCAAGAGAAGCAGCUGAAGAUGAUCGAGCAGGCGAAUGGCGGUUCACCCAUAGCGAAUGGCAGCAUAACGCGGAAUGGCAGCACGGCAAGCAAUGGCAUACAAUCGCCCAAGGAUAGUCAGAACAGGCAAUCCAAGGACCUCAAUGCGCUGCGCUGUCAAGAGAAACAAAAACAAAAGCUGGUGGAUAUGAUUAAGUGCGCUUUGAAUGAGAUUGGCUGCGAAGAGUUGCCAUCUGGCUGUGAUGAUCAUUUGGAACAGAACUUCAUAGAGAAUAGUUUUAAUAACGACCAACAGAACUCAGCGGCUUCAACUAAUUCCACCGGCGUAAGUAUUAUGAACGAGCUACGACGACGAGGUGGCGUAUUGACAUUACUACGCGGUAGACCCUUCAAACGCAAGUCCACACCGCAGCCGACUACGCCCACCGCCAAUCGUACGCGCACGCAACGUUUUAACAAACUACAGCCGAGAUCACAAAGUCUCGGAUCUUUGUCGGUAAAUACCAGCCCCGCGAAAUACGAGCCCAUUACUAACCCAUUGCGCAUGGCCACUAGCCUCGAAGCUAACACCAGCUACGGCCUGCAUGCCAUAGAUCCCGACUCAGUGAUUAUGUUUGAUCGUUGCGCCGCUACUGCGAAAAUGUUUCCCAAGCUGCGACGUACGCAGCUUUCACUGUUGUGUUUAAAUGAAGAGGACACACCUACCGCUUUUGUUAUAUCCAUUGAUACUAACCCAAACGAGCCCAUGCCAGAGUUUAACGAUCAUAAAAACAAUAAUAACAAUAUAUAUGCAGACCUCUUAGGGGGUUGUGAAUCGUUGGGUGGGGAUUGUGAUAGUGUUAGAAGUGGUGAGUUAGCAUUGCGACGACAAGAAAACGUGCGAAUCGAAAUAAAUCGUGAGGACAUGAAGAAUUCUAUUGAUGCGCACUUGGACAAGAUCGAUGAAUUAAAUCGCACACUGGAUGAUCGCUUGAAACGGCACUUGCCGCAACUGAAUUUCGAUGCCAUCGAGACUGCCGAACCAACAGCCGUCACGGCACGCACGAAAACUGUUGCAGAGCAAGAGGCACAUUGCUCUUCGAAGCGCACGUCCAGUUCGAGCUCUGACUGUCGCCCGUGUGCAACGCGCAAGGAGAAGGACAGCGAUUCGAAUGGAAAUUGCAAGAAACGCUCCGUAUCGUUCUCACAAAAGUCCAUAAAUGCGAUUAUGACCAAUCUCAAGGAGUUUACCAAAAAAAAUGUACAUCCAAAAGCACCGAAGACUACCAUAACCUUAGUUGAAUAUAAAGAGAACAGCGAUCAGUUCGAGCUGAUCGAUCCGGAGCUUGGUAAGUCAACGCAAAGUAAUGGACGUGCAAACGAUCCGACCUCAACCGUCGACGCAAUCAAUCAAGCCACACAAACCACAACUGAUACGGACACGAAGCCAAAAGCUAAUGGCACAGCAAACAAAGAGCAAAUCACCAAUAACAAUAACAACAACCACAACGACUCUACAGACGACACAAACACGAGUACAAUAACGCAAGCACCAACGGUACUUGCCGAUGCCACAAAUCCGUCCAAAAACGAGCCAAUCGGCAUGUCCGCUAAGCUGCGUUUAAAAGUGCCCAAAAUACAAAAGAAAUCCAAAGCACUACGUCAAACAUUCCGUGCCAAGUUGCUGAAUUUCCAAAUCAAGCGGGACAAAAUAUGUAAACAGUGCACUAAACGUCGACGGGUGCAUCCAUCGAAAAAUGUUUUCGAUUUUAGUAAAGAUUUUGGUUUUAAAAAAGAUGAAGUCAACACGGAGUGUUGCGAUGCGACCAAUGAGGAGUUUUGCACUUGUCCACCUGAGAAGAUAGUAAACAAGAGGGCCUUCAACGAGCCAACACACUUCGAUUCGACAAGCUCUGCCGAUGCUGAAGACGAAGGCAGUGGCGGUGAAGAUCACCUAAGUCUGAAGGAGCAUUGCUACAGUGUGCCCAGCUUGGCGAUGAGUAUGUCGCUCUCCACCAAUCGGCCACUCUACGAAGAGGAAUGGUUCCACGGCGUGCUGCCUCGCGAAGAAGUCGUACGGCUACUCAACAACGAUGGUGAUUUCUUAGUGCGCGAGACCAUACGCAACGAAGAGAGUCAAAUUGUGCUGAGUGUUUGCUGGAAUGGACACAAGCAUUUCAUUGUGCAAACAACCGCCGAUGGGCAUUUUCGUUUCGAAGGUCCACCAUUUCCCAGUAUUCAAGAGCUCAUCAUGCACCAAUAUCAAUCGGAGUUACCGGUGACGGUGAAGUCGGGUGCCAUUUUGCGACGUGCCAUUUGCCGCGAACGUUGGGAGCUGAGCAAUGAUGAUGUGGUGCUGCUGGAGAAAAUCGGCAGAGGCAAUUUCGGUGAUGUUUAUAAGGCGAAAUUGAAGUCAACCAAACAGGAUGUCGCUGUGAAAACCUGCCGCAUGACCUUGCCCGAUGAGCAAAAGCGCAAAUUUUUGCAGGAGGGACGCAUCCUAAAGCAAUAUGAUCAUCCGAAUAUUGUCAAAUUAAUCGGUAUUUGUGUACAGAAGCAGCCGAUUAUGAUAGUCAUGGAACUCGUGCCGGGUGGCUCAUUGCUGAAUUAUUUGCGUAAGAACUCAAAUGCGUUGACGACACGGCAACAAAUGGGCAUGUGUCGAGAUGCGGCGGCCGGCAUGCGCUACCUAGAAUCCAAGAAUUGCAUACAUCGAGAUCUCGCAGCACGCAAUUGUUUGGUUGAUUUUGAAAAUCAAGUAAAAAUCUCCGAUUUUGGCAUGUCACGCGAAGAGGAAGAGUAUAUUGUUUCCGAUGGCAUGAAGCAGAUACCUGUUAAAUGGACAGCGCCGGAGGCAUUAAAUUUCGGCAAAUACACCUCACUGUGUGACGUUUGGUCCUACGGUAUUUUAAUGUGGGAAAUUUUCUCCAAAGGUGAUACACCCUACUCGGGCAUGAGUAAUUCACGAGCACGUGAGCGAAUCGAUGCAGGUUACCGCAUGCCAGCGCCUGAAAACACACCGCCCGAAAUGUAUCGGCUCAUGUUGAAGUGCUGGGCUGCCGAAGCAGAGUCACGACCACAUUUCGAUGAGAUCUAUAAUGUCGUGGAUGCACUGAUCAUACGUUUAGAUAAUAAUCAUUAACAACAACAGCAACAACAACAACAACAGCAACACUAUCAAAUGGAAAUUCGAUGCAAAUGCAAGCAAAUACUAUAAAAUCUCUAAUUAUUUUCAUACUACAUAUUUGCAUAUACAUACAUAUAUACAUAUAUAAGAAGAAGAAGAAGAAGAAUAAGAUAUAUACUAUAAGUAUGUGCGUUUGUAUAGAUUAUAAGAGAAGAGUAAGAAAAUCGAAUUGUGCUAAAAUCCAUUUACACACAUACAUACAUACAUACAGUUAAGGUGAUAUACAUUUAUUUAUACAUUAAGGCAUUAAGGCGUUAUACAUGCAUGCAUACAGACAUGCAUAGGCAUGCACUAUAAAAUGCGUGGGAAGAAAAUCAAAUUUUAUAUUUUGUAAUGCAUACAUACAUACAUACAUACAUACGUAUUUUAAGGCUCUUAUUCCUACUCAAAUUUUACAUAAAGAAAUGUACAUACAUUUAUGUAUAUAACUACGAGUAAGUACAUACAUACAUACCUACCUACUUUUGAAUGUAUUUAGCUAACAAAAGUCGUAGCCGCUCUGGAAUACCGCUCUGCUACCACUACUCAAACGCUACAUAAGUGACUAAAUAAUUGUAAUGCCGCGCAGCUGUGUAAAUAAUUAAAAUGCGAAAAUGGAAGCUACCUAUGUACAUACAUGCAUACACACAUACACGCAUACAUAUAUACGUACAUCCGUCUGUACGAGUGUGUGUGUGUGUAUUUUAGGUGCACUUCAUUGCAGUUUUGUAAAUUUAAUUUUUUCGAAAUUUAUUGCUGCUAGAAAAUAAAUUUUCGAGAUUAUCUGUAUCCUCGAUGUGCCAAAAAAGGAAAACAAAACGAAAAGCGAAUGUAAACAUAAGCAUUAAUGUCGAUUUGUGUUUAUGUUUAUGUUAUUUUGUUUGUUAAGAGAAACAAAAAGUUAAUAAUUUAGAUUAUUAAGCUCAACUACGACAUACAACAGAUCACUGAGCGGGUGAAGGUUGUCUUGUGCCGAUUUACACACAGAGACAUCUGAAAGGAAGACUCUGGAAAUUCUCGUUUAAUGUCUUAUUCACGAUAUACAAAUUCAAAAGCAUAAAUGGUGUGGGAGUAAUGGCAGUUAGUAACGAAAAUUGAUCAAAUGAUCCUUGCAUACCUUUCUAGUGUCAAGCGAUUAGCAACUCUUCCAGGAAAAAACAAAAAAAAAACAAAAAAAAAAAUACAUAAAUAA